This is a messenger RNA of Hemicordylus capensis (graceful crag lizard), 2668 nucleotides long. RefSeq names its product CD79b molecule (gene CD79B). Gene Ontology annotation, cellular component: external side of plasma membrane; B cell receptor complex. The transcript is spliced from 6 exons. The record is from RefSeq and is a predicted model, not a curated record. NCBI's taxonomy places the organism in Eukaryota, Metazoa, Chordata, Lepidosauria, Squamata, Cordylidae. Gene Ontology annotation, biological process: B cell receptor signaling pathway; B cell differentiation. Bases 64 to 717 code for a protein of 217 amino acids.
AGCCAGUCCUGACUUGAUGUACGUUGCCGGUGUUUUUGCUGGUGUUUUUAUUUCCAACUAGCAAUGGCGGCUUCUUUGUUCCAGAUCUGCAGGGUGCUUUGCAUCACAGUGGUCAUCUUGCCGGUAGUCACAGGUGUGAAUGCCACAAGAAACUUCAGUGACCCUCAGAAUGAGUCUUCACUGAACAUGACACACACACGCUUCAUUGCUGCAAGGUGGGGCAGCAAAGUUACCUUCAGUUGCCCUUCUGGGACAAAUUUGGUCAAAAAGGUUGCAGAGAACAAGAACUGGACAGAAGAGGAAUUGAAGAAGGAGCCCAGAAUCAAUAUUACAAACAAUUCAACAUUUAAAGUAAUAAAGAUAACAAAACUCCAGUAUGCCGACAGUGGCAUCUAUUUCUGUAAGAGUGCUAAGGAGGAGGAGAAGAAGUGCUGUGGCACUGAGCUGAGAGUAAUGGGUGUCAGCUCCUUUGAACAAGUGAAGAAUCGAAAUAACCUGAAAGAUACCAUAAUCUUGAUCCAGACCAUUCUUCUUGUUCUAUUUGUGAGCAUCCCUGUGUUCCUAACUUUGGGAAAGGGUGACGGGAGGGAUAUGUCUGCUGAGGACCACACUUAUGAGGGCUUGACAGUUGAACUAGCCGAUACAUAUGAAGACAUUGGUAACUACCAGGACAAAACAGAGAAGUGGGACCUUGGGGAGCAUCCCUGUGAGGAGUGAAAAGUUUCACAACUGUCCCAGCAGUGCUUGACCUUACUGGCUUGACCAAUGGGGCCAGAGCUCUGACCGGCAUGUCCCAGUGUGAAAUUCCCUUUGACUGCUGCAAGACACCUCCCAUAUCUUGGAGACACUGGGGGAAUUUGAUGUAUCUACCGCUUGCUUGCCAUCUCUAUCAUCAGCUGAACUAUUAGAACAAAAUGCACUGCACACCAGAUUCUCUGGGUCUUGAAGUUAUUCAUAGGAGUAAGGGGAAGACUGAAAUGGCUUGCAAAAACUUGCCACUUCCAAAUUUGAAUGGUUCCCCCAUCCUGCUAUUCUCAGUUAUGGAAGCUCUUUGGAUUUAGGAUCUGUUUAGGAAAGCUAGAUAUAGAAGCAUUGGCCUUUGGCAAACUGAUUUCUAGCCUUAAUGCUUUAAAAUUCACCAGCAAGGCUUCAGAGAUAGGGCAGACGCUACUUUGAGCUUUUACUCAGUCCUUUGUUUUUGCAGUAGGGGUGUACAGAACCUGUUCAACUUGAACCGAGUUACAGUAGAUUCAAACUGACCUGGUUUGACCAAUUCAAACUUGAACCGGACUGGCCUAAAAAAAGGGUGGCUGGUCUGAGUUUGAACCGAACUGAGCCUGGUCCAUUGUGGACCAAUUCAUCCCUUAUGUGGAGCGGUUAUGUCCUUGAAAGUCAGGUGCUAUUGAGGCAUUAUCCCAUGUGUUAUUAUACUGUAGUUUCUACAGGGACUUUUGUUAUUAAUUAAUAGUACAUUCAUGGCUGACUAGCAAUGAGAUGAGCUUGGCAAGACCAGAUACUACUAUUAUGGAUAUACUGCUCUUCAACCAAAGUUCUCAAAAUGGUUUACAUAGAAAAAUAAAUAAUACAUGAAUAAGAUGGCUCCCUGUCCCCAAAGGGUUCACAAACUAAAAAAGGAAAUUAAGGCAGAUACCAGCAACAGCCACUGGAGGGAUGCUGUGCUGGGUCUGGAUAGGGCACCUCUUAGCAAAUUACCCUGGCCGCCCAGAUGAAUUGUAUGUUAGCUGUUUCUUAUCUGAUAGCAAUGACAAAAUUACUCAUGCAGUCGCUAAGUUUUGCCUUGUUGCUAUUAGAAUUUGAAGUUAGAGUUUAUCUGUAUAGCUAGAUUUUAUAAGGUUCACGAAUACCUGGAUUCCUUUAUUGUUUCUGUUCAAGCUGUAUGUAUAUAUUUUUCUGUUCAGCAACCAAAAACACACAGGACUGAGCUGAAAUUGUGAACCAGUUUGAACCAGAUUGAUGGUUCAAGGGGCUAUGCUUGUAAAGGGGAAUCCAGUGAGGAUUCCUUUUUACAAGCAAAAGGGAAUCCUGCCUUUAAAAGGCUUCUUAAGGCAGCCAGUGGGGGGGACGGAAGAGGGCACCUUAUCACUGCUGCUGCCGGCUCCUCUGCUGCUCUGGCUCCUGUGCUGUGUGCGCACACACACACCAGCACAGCCCGCACAGCAUUGGUGCACAUGCUAGGCUGCACUGCUAUGGUGGAGUGCCAGGGUUUAGAGGAGCUGGAACAGCAGUAAGAUGCCCUCUUGCUGCCACCCCGGUCACUCUAAGAAGCACUUUAAGGGCAGGAUUCCCCUUUGCUUUACAAGCUUAGCCCCUCAGACCGUCAAACCAGGUUGACCCGGUUCAAUCAAACAGACUGGACUGUUUGACCGAACCAGUUCACAGCCUGGUGAUUCGGUUCGAAUUCAGUCUGAAUUUGAACUGAACCACAAGAAAUGGUUCCAUGCACACCCCUAUUUUGUAGCUCUGUUUCAUCUCAGUAAAAUUUGUGUGAGAACUUCUCAGUGGAUUGUGUCCCUGAUUGUUUCAAGAGAGGAGAAUUUCAAAAUUAAAAAACUUUUCAAAAUUAAAAAAGAAUUCUAAUACUGUUUUUUCCGUGAAAUUUUGAAUUAAUGCAUAUAUUCAUUUCAGCUCUCGAGCCAAUUUUAUUUUU